AUGCCGUACUGCUGCGUGCCGCACUGCAAGUCAAGCACCAGGAAAAAGCUUGGUGUAAGCUUCCACGAGUUUCCUGCAGACCAGGCUAUUCAGCAAAAGUGGCUUAAAGCCAUAUCCAGGAAAGAUUUCAUUCCAAACGACAAGUCCGCCAGUAGCGUCGUCUGCUCAUUGCAUUUUGUGGGCGAUGACUACUCUUCUGAUUCACCCAAGAGACGGCGUCUCAAGAGGACUGCUGUUCCCAGUGUCUUUCCUGGUUACCCCACCUAUAUGCAGCCGCAAAUACCACAGAAGCGACGAAAGUUGGAGCGGGAACAACCACCGUGA
Molecule: messenger RNA, 324 nt
Organism: Rhipicephalus microplus (southern cattle tick)
Lineage: Eukaryota; Metazoa; Arthropoda; Arachnida; Ixodida; Ixodidae
Product: THAP domain-containing protein 2-like
Molecular function (GO): sequence-specific DNA binding
Source: RefSeq, a predicted model, not a curated record